This is a messenger RNA of Yamadazyma tenuis ATCC 10573, 299 nucleotides long. RefSeq lists its product as uncharacterized. Lineage: Eukaryota; Fungi; Ascomycota; Pichiomycetes; Serinales; Debaryomycetaceae. Gene Ontology annotation, cellular component: anaphase-promoting complex. The record is from RefSeq and is a predicted model, not a curated record. Gene Ontology annotation, biological process: anaphase-promoting complex-dependent catabolic process.
AAAUAAAUCAUGUUGAGAAGAGCUGCAACUACAAUAAAGCUUACACCUGAAGAUAUUGUGGAGUACGACGAGGCAGUGAGUGCUGGGCUUCAAGGGAACUCAUAUUUGAAGGAGGAGAACCUCCAGGAGCAAGAGCCUGAUAUUUCCAUUUCAAACUAUAAGGACAGAAAUGAACGAAUGGGUGUUCAAACUACACAACAACACGAUCAAGGAGCGGGUCUCUAGAGGCUACAGAUACACCUGUUUCUGCGUCAGUCCAGUAAUCAAAUUUCUUUAAUGCUAAUAUACAACUAUUUGUC